GUUCGUCUUGCAAAGUAAAAGGAGUCAAUAGGAGGUAUGUAAAUACUUCACUUCUCUCCAUCCUGUCUACCUCUUCUUCUUCCUCAAUUGGGAUCUUUGAGGUCGGAUUCGGAAAGCCUGCGAUACAUAAGAAAUGGCGAAAUCUAGUGUAGACGAUGUUGAACUCCGGCGAGCAUGUGAAGCUGCAAUAGAGGACCCCAAGGAGAACGUCGUCACGGCGAUCCGUGUUGCCAAGAGUCAUGGGCUCUGGGGAAAGUCUGUCAAGCUGGGCCGUCAAAUGGCCAGGCCUAGGGUUCUCGCUCUCUCCAUAAAUUCUAAAGGUCAGAGAAAAACUGCUUUUCUUCGAGUCUUAAAGUAUACGACGGGAGGUGUUCUUGAGCCUGCAAAGAUAUACAAGCUUAAGCACCUUUCAAAAGUGGAAGUUAUAGCAAAUGAUCCCAGUGGAUGUACUUUCACACUGGGGUUUGAUAACAUCAGAAGCCAGAGUGUAGCUCCUCCUCAGUGGACAAUGCGCAAUAUUGAUGACAGGAAUCGUCUCCUUCUUAGCAUCUUGACUAUGUCCAAAGAUCUUCUAGGUCACCUUCCUAAAGUUGUUGGUAUAGAUGUUGUGGAGUUGUCUCUCUGGUCUAAGGCAAAUGUUCCCCCAGUUUCAAUACAAAGGAGUCCACAAGGUGGUGCUCCUGUCGCAUCUGCUGUGACAGAGCCUGAAAUGAAAGUCGCUGUUGAAAAGGAGCUUGUCUCACAAGCAGAGGAAGAGGACAUAGAGGCUCUCUUGGGAACUUAUGUUAUUGGUAAUGGUGAAGCAGAAGAAUUUUCUGAAAGGUUGAAGAGAGAACUCCAGGCUCUUGAAGCGGCAAAUGUGCAUGCCAUUUUAGAAAGUGAACCUAUGAUAGAAGAGGUGUUGCAAGGGCUUGACACAGCAAUGAGUUGUGUGGAAGACAUGGAUGAAUGGUUAGGCAUUUUCAAUGUGAAACUUCGGCACAUGAGGGAGGAUAUUGAAUCGAUAGAAACUCGCAACAACAAUUUGGAAAUGCAAUCUGUAAAUAACAAAGCCCUCAUUGAGGAGCUUGAUAAGCUUGUUGAGCGACUGCAGGUCCCUUCUGAGUAUGCAGCAUGUCUGACAGGAGGUUCAUUUGAUGAGGCAAGAAUGAUUCAAAAUGUUGAAGCAUGUGAAUGGUUGACUGGUGCCUUGCGCAGUCUUGAAGUGCCUUAUCUGGAUCCUGCUUAUGCCAACAUGAGAGCUGUUAAAGAAAAGCGUACGGAACUUGAAAAGUUAAAAUCUACCUUUGUUAGGAGAGCUUCAGAGUUCUUGAGAAAUUAUUUUGCUAGUUUGGUGGAUUUCAUGAUAAGUGAUAGAAGUUAUUUCUCUCAGCGUGGACAGUUGAAGAGGCCUGAUCAUGCAGACUUGCGGUACAAAUGCAGGACAUAUGCACGACUUCUGCAGCAUUUAAAGAGUCUGGAUAAAAAUUGCUUGGGUUCACUGAGGAAAGCUUAUUGCAGUUCACUUAACUUGCUUCUUCGCAGGGAGGCUCGUGAGUUUGCAAAUGAGCUUCGUGCUAGCACUAAAGCAUCAAGAAAUCCAACUGUUUGGCUUGAAGGUUCAACAGGUUCUGGUCAGAAUGUAAAUGCUGCUGACACUUCUACAGUUUCUGAGGCUUAUGCAAAGAUGCUCACGAUUUUUAUCCCGCUUCUGGUGGAUGAGAGCUCAUUCUUUGCACACUUUAUGUGCUUUGAAGUUCCCACGUUAGUUCCUCCAGGUGGCAUUGUAAAUGGUAAUAAAACUGGAUAUGAUGAUGAUGCCAAUGAUGAUGAUCUAGGAAUUAUGGAUAUUGAUGAGAAUGACCGCAAGCCUGGUAAAAGUUCCGUUGAGCUUGUGGCUUUAAAUGAAUCACUCCAGGAUUUGCUUGAUGGCAUCCAAGAAGACUUCUAUGCUGUAGUGGAUUGGGCAUAUAAGAUUGAUCCUUUGCGCUGCAUAUCAAUGCAUGGAAUAACAGAGCGCUAUCUCUCUGGUCAGAAAGCAGAUGCAGCAGGGUUUGUUCGCCUUUUGCUUGGUGAUCUAGAGUCUAGGAUAUCCAUGCAGUUCAGCCGUUUUGUUGAUGAAGCUUGCCAUCAAAUUGAAAGAAAUGAACGCAAUGUUCGCCAAAUUGGGGUCUUAUCCUAUAUUCCCAGAUUUGCAACCCUUGCAACACGGAUGGAGCAGUACAUACAGGGCCAGUCUAGGGAUUUGGUUGACAAGGCAUACACAAAAUUUGUUAGCAUAAUGUUUGCAACUUUGGAAAAAAUUGCACAAACAGAUCCAAAGUAUGCAGAUAUUUUUCUUUUAGAGAACUAUGCAGCAUUUCAAAAUAGUUUGUAUGAUCUUGCCAAUGUUGUAUCGACUUUGGCUAAGUUUUACCAUCAGGCUAGUGAAGCCUAUGAACAAGCUUGCGCACGCCAUAUUAGUAUGAUUAUUUAUUAUCAAUUUGAACGUCUUUUCCAGUUUUCUAAAAGGAUUGAGGACUUAUUGUAUACGGUUGCCCCUGAAGAGAUUCCUUUCCAGCUUGGUUUGUCAAAGAUGGAUCUACGAAAGGUGUUAAAAUCAAGUUUAUCUGGGGUUGACAAGUCCAUUGCUGCAAUGUAUAAGAAAUUGCAGAAGAACUUGACUUCGGAGGAACUGUUACCUUCCCUGUGGGAUAAAUGCAAGAAAGAGUUUCUCGAUAAGUACGAAAAUUUUGCCCAGAUUGUUGCUAAGAUUUACCCCACAGAAACGAUGCCAACUGUUGCAGAGAUGAAGGGCAUUUUGGCUUCCAUGUAAAGUUUUCUGUUCUCUCUAUUAUUGAGGUUAAUCAUUCUUUUUUACUGCCAUGGUAUGUAAUUAUAUUGAUUCAAUUACUUGUUUUAAUGAUUUGAAAGGACCCCCCACUUGUUUUAACGCGAA
This is a messenger RNA of Prosopis cineraria, 2917 nucleotides long. RefSeq names its product exocyst complex component SEC3A. Gene Ontology annotation, biological process: Golgi to plasma membrane transport; exocytosis. Gene Ontology annotation, molecular function: phosphatidylinositol-4,5-bisphosphate binding. The transcript has 25 exons. Bases 134 to 2794 code for a protein of 886 amino acids. NCBI's taxonomy places the organism in Eukaryota, Viridiplantae, Streptophyta, Magnoliopsida, Fabales, Fabaceae. The record is from RefSeq and is a predicted model, not a curated record. Gene Ontology annotation, cellular component: exocyst; plasma membrane.